UUAUUCAUUUUCUCUAUUUUCCCCCCUCAACACACAUUCUCUCUCUCUCUCUCUCUCUGUCUCACAUGAGAUUCUCUAUUACAUGCAACCAGGGCUCCUCCCUCUCUUCCUCCCAUUAUAAAACCAACGAAAAACUACGACACCCAAACACACAACACACAGUCACACAGUAUAUGAACAAACUUUGUUCACUCUCACAAUGGAGAAUAUCUCAGCCACAAAACACAACAACACAACCAAGCCUUCCACUCUUCAUGUGGAGAGCCCUCCACCGGAGCCAAGUCCUUUGCGAAAGAUCAUGGUGGUGGCGUCCAUCGCCGCCGGAGUUCAAUUCGGGUGGGCUUUACAGCUCUCCCUUCUGACCCCUUACGUCCAGCUGCUCGGUAUCCCUCAUAAAUGGGCCGCUUUUAUCUGGCUCUGCGGCCCAAUUUCCGGCAUGCUUGUCCAGCCCAUCGUCGGCUACCACAGCGACCGUUGCACCUCCCGCUUCGGCCGUCGUCGUCCUUUUAUCGCCGCCGGCUCCCUCGCCGUCGCAAUUGCCGUUAUCCUCAUCGGCUACGCAGCUGACUUCGGUUACUUAUUCGGCGACUCACUCGCCGAGAAAUCCCGUCCAAGAGCCAUAGGUAUCUUCGUAAUUGGCUUCUGGAUCCUUGAUGUGGCCAAUAACAUGCUGCAGGGGCCAUGCCGCGCCCUCCUCGCCGAUCUCUCCGCCGGCGACCAGAGAAAAACGAGGUCCGCUAACGCGUUCUUCUCGUUCUUCAUGGCCGUCGGUAACGUCCUCGGUUACGCCGCUGGCUCUUACAGCAGCCUCUACAAGGUGUUCCCGUUCACGAAGACUAAGGCCUGUGACGUAUACUGUGCGAACUUGAAGAGCUGCUUCUUCCUCUCCAUUGCGCUGCUGUGUACGCUGGCAACCGCCGCUCUGAUCUACGUGAAGGAGAAAGUGGUGACUUCUGCGAUUCCCUCCGGCGAGGAGGAGGAAGGUGGUUCGCGUGGUGGCAUGCCUUGUUUUGGGGAUAUAUUCGGUGCUUUCCGUGAACUUAAGAGGCCCAUGUGGAUCCUUCUGUUGGUGACGUGUCUCAAUUGGAUUGCUUGGUUCCCUUUCUUGCUCUUCGACACUGACUGGAUGGGGAAAGAGGUAUAUGGAGGAACGGUCGGGCAAGGUAAGGCUUAUGCUAACGGCGUGCGCGCGGGUUCGUUGGGUCUCAUGCUGAACUCGGUGGUUCUCGGUGCGACGUCGUUGGGUGUUGAGGUUCUGGCGCGUGGGCUUGGAGGCGUGAAGAGGCUUUGGGGAAUUGUGAACUUCUUGCUCGCUAUUUGUUUGGCCAUGACCGUUUUGGUUACCAAGUUGGCUGAGCAUUCGCGCGUCUACCCUCCCGGUGUUGACCCCAAGACCAGCGAUCCCUACCCUCCUUCCGGUAGCAUCAAGGCCGGCGCGUUGGCUCUCUUUUCCAUCCUCGGAAUUCCACUCGCGGUAACCAUUUUUAUCAUCCAUUUCAUUACCUACAGCAUACCCUUUGCACUAGCAUCUAUAUUCUCUACCUCCUCCGGGGCAGGCCAAGGGUUAUCUCUUGGAGUUCUCAAUCUUGCAAUUGUGAUACCACAGAUGGUGGUUUCUGUACUCAGUGGACCAUGGGAUUCUGUGUUUGGUGGUGGUAACUUGCCAGCGUUCGUGGUGGGUGCUGUGGCGGCAGCAGCAAGUGGCAUAUUAUCCAUAAUCCUGCUGCCAUCUCCACCGCCAGAUUUGGCCAAUUUGCCCGUCGGAGGAGGCUUCCAUUAAUCAGUGGAACAUUUUCAUCAUCUCUCGUUUUUGUUCCCGUGGAAAAAAGAGGACGUUUUUUGUUUUGUUUUUUCCAGUCUAUAAAGGCUUCUAG
Gastrolobium bilobum is the source of this 1874-nucleotide messenger RNA. Its product is annotated as sucrose transport protein-like. Gene Ontology annotation, biological process: sucrose transport. The record is from RefSeq and is a predicted model, not a curated record. Gene Ontology annotation, cellular component: plasma membrane; vacuole. The transcript is spliced from 4 exons. Bases 200 to 1780 code for a protein of 526 amino acids. Gene Ontology annotation, molecular function: sucrose:proton symporter activity. Lineage: Eukaryota; Viridiplantae; Streptophyta; Magnoliopsida; Fabales; Fabaceae.